AUGGUAAAGACACAAAAUUUUGUGGAGGGAGAUAGUACCUUAGCAACAAAAGCCGUUUGGGAUGAUAAGCUGACGUUGAUAUUUUGUGAGCUUUGCGUGAAUAAAGUCAAUGCUGGUAAUAGACCGACAACUCAUCUAAACUCAAAAGGAUGGGAAAAUGUGGAAAAUCCUGAUUUUAAUGGAUUUAAGAAGAAAGGAAUUGAACCACGAUUGAAUGAGUUAAUGUGGCAAAUGUUUGGUGGCAUUGUAGCCACUAGAGAGAACGCAUGGGCACCUUCGUCUGGUGUUCUUCCAAGUGGGGUUCCUAUGGGAGAUGAUGCACCUAAUGAGGGAUUUGGUGAUUCAGAUGAACAUAGUAACGAGAAUGAAGGUAUUCCUCCUAAUGAGAUUGAGAAAUUGUGUGAGAGUAUGGCUAGUCCAAGGAAGUCAGUGAAUGAAAUUAUUUUUCCUCACUCUCAAUAUACUAUUUCAAAUGCAAUGGAUGCUUUGCGUGCUUUGGGAGAUGAAAUUCCAAAAAAAGAUGAACCGUACUAUUUUGCCACCAAAAUGCUCCAAAUACCGGUGAAACGAGAAGUGUUUUUGAACUUAAAUCCAGAUGAUAGGGUUUGGUGGCUUCGACAUGAGUAUGCUGAACAAAAUCCAAUUGCAUCAUUUUUAUCCUUGGUAGCAACAUCCUUAUUUCCCUUCCAACCAUACCAUCAACCACCUCCACCAUAA
This is a messenger RNA of Gossypium raimondii (Peruvian cotton), 717 nucleotides long. RefSeq lists its product as uncharacterized. The record is from RefSeq and is a predicted model, not a curated record. NCBI's taxonomy places the organism in Eukaryota, Viridiplantae, Streptophyta, Magnoliopsida, Malvales, Malvaceae. The transcript has 3 exons. The coding region runs from base 1 to 717 and encodes 238 amino acids.